Messenger RNA from Drosophila kikkawai, 1624 nucleotides. Its product is annotated as fatty acyl-CoA reductase wat-like. Gene Ontology annotation, biological process: long-chain fatty-acyl-CoA metabolic process. Gene Ontology annotation, molecular function: alcohol-forming very long-chain fatty acyl-CoA reductase (NADP+) activity. Gene Ontology annotation, cellular component: peroxisome. Lineage: Eukaryota; Metazoa; Arthropoda; Insecta; Diptera; Drosophilidae. The record is from RefSeq and is a predicted model, not a curated record.
AGUGAAUUGAGUGAGUGAAGAUCAAAACGGAAAGAUGCAGUCGGAAAUUGUGCCCUUCUACCAGAACAAAACUGUCCUUGUAACCGGAGCCACAGGAUUUUUAGGCAAAGUGAUCACAGAAAAGUUACUGCGUUCCACGGAUGUGAAACGCAUAUAUUGCCUGAUGAGACCAAAACGAGGUGAGAACAUUGAAGGACGAUUCACCGCUUGGAAAAAUAAUAAGAUCUUUGAAGUUUUGCUCAAGUGCAAGCCCAGGGCCCUGGAAAUCGUAAAGCCAAUAGCUGGGGACUGCUGUGCACCGGGCCUGGGCCUCGCCGAAGCGGACCGAAGGACCUUGCUCACAGAAGUGCAGGUAGUCUUCCAUGGAGCCGCUUCCAUUAGCUUCGUGGAACCGCUGCACAAGGCGUUGAUUAUCAACACGCGGGCCGUACGUCUUAUGGUGCAACUGGCCAGGGAGAUGCGAUGCCUUGAAUCCUUUGUACAUAUCUCCACGACGUACUCCAACUGCGUGGUGGACACCAUCUACGAGCGCUUCUACCCCGAGCACCUGUCCUGUCCUGCGGAUAAGUUGCUCGAGCUAAAUGAAACUCUAAGCGCUGGACUAAUUGAUAAGAUGAGCAACGUGUUUCUGGGGAAAUACCCAAACACCUACACCUUCACCAAGGCUCUGGGGGAGCAAGUGAUUCAGGAGGAGGCAAGUGACCUGCCCAUCGGCAUUUUUCGGCCAGCCAUUAUUAUGAACAGCUACAAGGAGCCGUCGCCAGGUUGGAUUGAAGGCAUGCAAGGUUACAUCGGAGUCAUGUAUGGCAUAGCCUACGGCAUUUUGCGCCUGAUGAGAGCAAAUAUGAAAACAGUUUUUCCAGGGGUUCCGGUCGACUAUUGCGCCAACGUAGCUCUGGCUACUGGAUGGCAGCUGGCCAAGAAGGAACACACCGACCAAGCCCAGAGCAAAGUGCCGCCCAUUUAUGCCUUGUCUGUCAGUCAGUCGAAUUCGAUUCCGGUGGCUGAAGCCAUCGCCACAUCGUUUAACCGCCACACAGAAACGCCAAAUACCAAAAUGAUAUGGUACCCUUUAUUCCAUUGUACCACUUGCCCCUGGCUCUAUAGCGUUGGGAUAUACUUAUAUCACCUGAUACCAGCCUUCUUUAUGGAUCUCGCCCUGCGGCUGAGGGGUGAAAAACCGAUCAUGCUAAAUAUCUAUAAAAAGAGCCAUGAAAAUCUUUCUAUAUUUACGCCAUUCACCAGUAAAAAUUUCAACUUUGAUUCCACUAAUACACAGCAGUUGUGGCGGUUCAUGACAAGCGAGGAUAAGCAAAUCUUUGCCUUUGACAUGGAGAACUUGAACUGGCAGGAGUUUUUUAAGGUAAUCAUGGAUGGAAUACGACUGCAUAUGUUCAAGAUUCCCUUGACGGAGGAAUCCAUAGCGACCGGCAAGCGGAUGCUUUCUAGGUACUACGUAAUGCAUUUAUUCCUUACAUUUGGAAUAGUUUUGGUCUUAGGGACCCUGUCUUGGUUUCUGAUUAAAAUUUUUUAAUACAUAUAUAUUGUUGCAUCAAAGUUUAUUGAUAGUUUUGGAAUGAUAUGAAACUUUUAUUAAUACAAUAAAGAUCUAUGAAUUCAUUGA